AUGGGUUUAUUAGCUUACAGAACUACCCCACUAAAACAUAUUGAACUAUCUCCAUCAGAAUUAUUGAUGAAUAGAAAUUUACGUACUAAUCUUCCCAUUAAAACAGAUUUAUUAAAUGUACCCAAUUCUAAAAAUGUUGUUAAGAAAAGAGAAGAGUUAAGAGAAAAUCAAAAGUUAUACUAUGAUAAAAAUUCAACUAGAAGUUUACGGUCACUUGAACCAGGAAAUAUUGUUAGAGUUAUUAAUUGUAAUAAUAAUACUUGGUCAAACAAAGGUACUAUAAUUAGAUUAGUAGCCCCUAGAUCUUAUCUUGUGAAAUUAGAUAAUGAUGUAUUAUUUCGCAGAAAUCGAAAAGAUUUAUUAUUGAUACCAAACUCAAUGCAUAACAUUAGUAAUGAAAAUGAAGAUAUUAGUCACACUGAUAUUCAUACCUUGGAUAGACCUAAGAGGCAUACUCGUCCACCAGAUAGAUUAUUAGAAAAUUGUUAA
This is a messenger RNA of Lottia gigantea (owl limpet), 489 nucleotides long. RefSeq lists its product as hypothetical. The transcript has a single exon. The record is from RefSeq and is a predicted model, not a curated record. NCBI's taxonomy places the organism in Eukaryota, Metazoa, Mollusca, Gastropoda, Lottiidae. The coding region runs from base 1 to 489 and encodes 162 amino acids.